Messenger RNA from Zophobas morio, 396 nucleotides. Its product is annotated as cytochrome b-c1 complex subunit 7-like. Gene Ontology annotation, biological process: mitochondrial electron transport, ubiquinol to cytochrome c. The record is from RefSeq and is a predicted model, not a curated record. The transcript has a single exon. Lineage: Eukaryota; Metazoa; Arthropoda; Insecta; Coleoptera; Tenebrionidae. The coding region runs from base 1 to 336 and encodes 111 amino acids.
AUGGCACUGCAGUUUGUGCAGCGACGCUUUAUGAGCAGUGCUUUACAAAAGUGGGCAUAUAACCUUUCGGGUUUCAACAAGCUGGGACUUAUGAGAGAUGACUGCUUAGAUGAAUAUGAUCCUGAUGUCAUAGAAGCUCUAAGAAGGCUACCACAAAAAGAACGUGAUGCCCGUAAUUACCGUAUCCUAAGAGCAAUUCAGUUGUCUCUGCAAAAAGAUAUUCUUCCCAAAGCGCAGUGGACAAAAUUGGAAGAAGAUCGUCAUUACUUAGCCCCAUAUGUAGAACAAGUUAUUAAGGAGAGAGAAGAACGUGAAGAGUGGGAAAAGAAUUACUAAUAUUGUUUAAUAAUCAUGUAGUUGUAUGUUGUAAAAAUAAAUUAUUAAUGGUGACAGAAA